This is a messenger RNA of Fibroporia radiculosa, 207 nucleotides long. RefSeq lists its product as uncharacterized. Bases 1 to 207 code for a protein of 68 amino acids. The record is from RefSeq and is a predicted model, not a curated record. The transcript has 2 exons. Lineage: Eukaryota; Fungi; Basidiomycota; Agaricomycetes; Polyporales; Fibroporiaceae.
AUGGCCUCUGCGCAGAUUCAAACGUUUUUGAAGAACCCUGAAGAGCAGAUUUCGCGAGAGCGAUCUCUCGAGUUCUUGGAUGCCAAGUUUACGACGAUACAAGACCUAGAGGGACUAAGCCACCUCGAGGAGAUAGUCCAACAAGCAAAAGACGAGAGCAAUGAAAUUGGGGUUCAGCUCAGCUUUCUCAAUCUCGACAAACCGUAG